Messenger RNA from Kwoniella shivajii, 516 nucleotides. Its product is annotated as ubiquitin-conjugating enzyme E2 2. Lineage: Eukaryota; Fungi; Basidiomycota; Tremellomycetes; Tremellales; Cryptococcaceae. The coding region runs from base 1 to 516 and encodes 171 amino acids. Gene Ontology annotation, biological process: DNA repair; protein polyubiquitination; proteasome-mediated ubiquitin-dependent protein catabolic process. The transcript is spliced from 5 exons. Gene Ontology annotation, molecular function: ubiquitin conjugating enzyme activity. The record is from RefSeq and is a predicted model, not a curated record. Gene Ontology annotation, cellular component: HULC complex.
AUGUCUACAGCAGCUAAAAGACGUCUGAUUAGGGAUUUCAAGAGACUCGCUUCCGAUCCUCCUAUAGGUAUAUCAGGAAGCCCAAAUCCUGACAAUAUCAUGAUUUGGAAUGCAGUCAUCUUUGGUCCUCCCGACACACCAUUCGAAGAUGGAUCAUUUCGCCUAACAUUGACAUUUUCCGACUCAUAUCCCAAUAAACCACCAACAGUCAGAUUCGUUUCAAAGAUGUUCCAUCCCAACAUAUAUGCCAAUGGAGAAUUAUGUUUGGAUAUCUUACAGAAUCGUUGGAGUCCAACUUACGAUGUUGCUGCCAUCUUGACCAGUGUACAGAGUUUAUUGAAUGAUCCUAAUCCUGCAAGUCCCGCCAAUGUGGAUGCUGCUCAGUUAUUCAAGGAGAACCUCAAAGAAUAUGAAAGAAGAGUAAAGCAAACGGUCGAACAAUCAUGGCUUGAUAAUCCCGAUGAGAUAGAAUCUGAACCUACAGCAAGUACAUCAGUCCAAGCUGUUCCUGCCUAG